CUACCAUCCGAGGACGAGCUGGAGGCACUUUACAAGCUUGAGUUGAUGGAUCGGACAAGAGUCAGGACACCAUUCGCAGAUCUUGUCCGGUCGAAUGGAAGCACUAGAAAUAUUAUCGUCUUCAUUCGCCAUUUCUUCUGUCCAAACUGCUUCGGAUACGUCAAAGCUCUAGCCAACGAAAUGCCGCCGGAGAAGCUGGCACAGAUGGACCCACCAACCACCCUCACAAUCAUCGGCUGCGGCGACCCAAUCCUCAUUCAAAACUACAUGAAGAUGACAAACUGUCCAUUUGAUGUGUAUGCGGACCCGUCCCGAUUGACAUAUUCCACUCUUGGACUCUCCGUGAACGAGACAGCAGCCCCCGAAGUGCCACAAUACGUCAAGAAAUAUUCGACCACAUCCAUCAUCAAAGCAAUCUUGAUCAGUCUUGGUCUUGCCGCCAAAACGAAAAGUAUCUCUGCUGGAAAGAAGAGUCAGAAUGGCGGCGAGUUGAUCUGGGUCGACGGGAAGAUCCAGUAUAUCCACCGCAUGAAACAUACCAACGAUCAUCUGGAGGUGGAUCAGCUCGACUUCCUACUG
Aureobasidium namibiae CBS 147.97 is the source of this 579-nucleotide messenger RNA. RefSeq lists its product as uncharacterized. The annotation marks the transcript as partial. The transcript is spliced from 2 exons. Lineage: Eukaryota; Fungi; Ascomycota; Dothideomycetes; Dothideales; Saccotheciaceae. The record is from RefSeq and is a predicted model, not a curated record.